This is a messenger RNA of Ectocarpus sp. CCAP 1310/34, 5351 nucleotides long. The record is from the annotation of a GenBank genome assembly. Lineage: Eukaryota; Phaeophyceae; Ectocarpales; Ectocarpaceae.
UGUGUGUGCGUGUGCUCCACACGCAAGAGAGACCAUGGCAGCUGCCGACCCCGCGAUCCAGCGCCACGUGGCGGAGGCCCUGGCCGCCCUGAACGCGGUCUAUAACGGGAGCGGGCCCAGCCACAAGGAGGCGGACCGGUGGCUGCAGGAGUUCCAACGGAGCCAAGAGGCCUGGAGUGUCGCCGAUGCCAUGCUGAGGAUGGAGUCGGCAGAGCUGAACGUGACGUUUUUCGCGGCGCAGACCAUUCACGCCAAGAUACGGAGCAACUUCCGGGAGCUGCCACAGGAGAGCAUCCCCUCGUUGAGAAAUUCCUUGGUGGAUCACCUGAAGCGAUGGGGGGGAGCCGGCAAGUCGGCGGUGAUCACACGCCUCUGCUUGGCCCUGUCCGGGCUCGCGCUCCAGUUGAAUUGGCCGGACGUGCUCAAGGACCUGACGGGUAGAUUAAUGCGGGCGGGUUCGGUGGAGCAGCAGAAGCAGGCAGCCAGAGUUCUCCUCGAGUUCAUGAAGGUGUUGCCCGAAGAGGCCGUGAACCACCGCAUCGUCGUCCCCGAGGCCACGCAAGUGGCCUUCCUGCAGCAGCUGUGCGAGUCUUCGGGCUUCUUGCUGACCUCCCUCGAGCAGAUCGCCGCGGGGCCGCUCGGCACAGAGAUCAUGGUGCAGGAGACGGUGUUCCAGUGCCUGCAGAGCUGGGUGCGGCACGUCAACGUACCCGGGGACGAGAUAGUUCGCAAUCCCCUUCUGUCGGCAGCCUUCGACGCCCUGGGAAACCAAGAGCUGUUCGAGACCGCGGUCGACUUAUUGGUAGAGGUUCUGCGGAAGUACAAGGCAAACAACUUCCUUAUCGUGCAGCUCAUGGUGCCCAAGGCCAUGGCGUUAGAGGCUGCGUACGUGAAGUCGUCGGAGGAGGAAGACGCGGACGUGGCCAGGGGGCUGUGUCGUCUCUUUACGGAGAUGGGGGAGGCUUAUAUGGACGUCAUCAUGGCGCCGGACGACAGAGGGCAGCUUAAGCUGGUGCAAGUGGUGCUCAUGUGCACGUCUCACCCGGAGAGGGAGAUCGCCACGAUACCGCUUUAUUUCUGGUACCUGUUCUGCCGGACGCUGGAGUCCCUGGAGCCGGCCGAUCUCCGCACCGCCCGGUGCGCCAUGUUCGGGCCGUGCCUGGUGAGGCUGAUCGGGGUGCUGGUGGUGCUGAUGCGGUACCCUGAGGACGUCGACGAACUGGCUUCCGAUGAGAUUGAUGACCUCAAGAGACACCGGUACGAUGUCGCCGACGUGCUUCGAGACGUGUGCCGCAUCCUGGGGGGGGUUCAGUGCCUGCGCCAAGUGGUCAUCCUUCUGGACCAGGAGCUGGCGACCCUUGGUACUCUGGCGAGACCAGACGAGCCAGGGGCCUGGCAGGGGGUGGAGGCGUGCCUGUUCGCGACUAGAUCGAUCGGGAGAGACAUACCGACCAAUGAGGAGACGAUAGUGCCGCAGAUCGUGGGGAUGCUGCCGCGACUACCGGGGAAUCAUCACGUGCGAUAUACGGCCACGCUCAUCGUGGGGAAGUACUCGGAGUGGUUGAAGCUCCACCCCGAGCACCUGACGGAGAUGUUCGCCUUCCUGAUGGAAGGCUUCGCUUCCCCCGAAGUCAUGCCGGCGGCCGCCACCGCAAUUAAGAAUGUAUGCCACUCCUGUGGGCAGCUGAUGGGGGAGCAGGUGUUGGGUCUGUUGCAGGGUCACCUUAACGAGGCUAAGGCGCGGGAGGAGCACCGCAUCGACAUUAAGGACGAGCUAGAACUAUUAGAGGGUCUCUCCUACGUGAUCAGCACCCUGGCACCAGAUCCCGCGGCGGCGGCGAUCCGAAGGCUGGUGGAGCCGAUGGCGACGGGGCUGCAGCGGAACGGGGUGGCCGGCGGCGACGCGAAGCUGGCCCAGCAGGAGCUCGACAGGCUCACGGUCGUGGUCAGUCGCGCCAACCCGGUGAUGCAGGCGGGGCGAGAGCACCCAGUUGCAAUGGUGGUGCGAGAGCUGUGGCCCGUGCUCGAGGCGGUGUCGGCGAAGCACCAGUCGAGCGGCCAGGUCUUCGAGAAGCUCAGCCGCUUCUUCAAGCACGCCAUGCGCACUUGCAAGGAGCACUUCGAACCCUUGCUAACACCGCUAAUCGCGCACCUGGUGGGCACGUUCAGCGUCGUGCCUCACUCCUCGUGCCUGUACUGCGGGUCCAUCUGCGUGACGGAAUUCGGCAGGAAGGGGCCAGGGUUCACCGCGUUACUGUUCCAGAUGCUCAGCGACUUCGCGCAGGCGGUUUUCCGAUGUCUUCAGACGUUAGAUGACUUUACGGCUAAUCCGGACGUGGUAGAGGAGUUCUUCUACCUGGUGGGCCGAUUCGUGGACUACUGCCCCGACCCGCUCGUUACAAGCCCCCUGCUGUCCUCGUUGGUGCGGUGCGGAAUGGUGGGGCUGCAGCUUCACCACCGAGAGGCUCAGAGGGGGGUGCUCCACUGCCUGGAGGAGGUCGUGGGGCUCGCGAUGACAGAGGGCCCGACGGGGAAGGCUAACCCGAGGGCUCAGCAGUUCAUACCGACCGUGGAGCAGGUGCUGCGGGAGCACGGGCCAGGCCUAGUCCACGAACUGGUUAUGUGCUGCGUGGGGGAGCAGCCGUCGUACUCAGUCGACGGGGACGGGGGCUCCGUGGCGGGGUUGAUGUGGAGAAUUUCGCGGCUGUGUCCCGCCUGGCUGCAGGAGUGGUUGCAGCAGGCCCUCGGGGCACUGCCGACGAAGGUGGCGGACAACUACCAGAAGCAAGAGCUCAUGGAGAAGCUGUUCGGGCCGCAGGCGGACAAGGGGAGGGAAUCGUUCGACACCGCGGUAGCGAGGUUCACUUCCGUGUGCUUCCAGAACCAGAGGAGCUGGUCCGACCCUUAGUUGUCCGCCCACCCUCCUGCCGGGCUCCUCCCUCUUGGCAAGGCAGUUAAUACAGAGCGUCCGUUGGCUACUUGCAUGUUUGGAGGUGAUGUCCGUGGUUCGCGGUGGCUCCGGCGGCGCGAAAGGCUCUGGGAAUUGUACCAUGUCGUGUUAUUGCCUGUAUCUGGAAAGUGCGGAUUAUUUGCUUUUCGUAGAUGGUAACGGAACACGCUAUUAGUCGGGGAGGUUAUGACGGGACCCAGAGGCUUUCGGGCUAUUGGCGACUGGAGGGGGGGGCAGGAGCGAAAUUUUGGGUUGAAUGAGGUGUGCCUGAUGGAAGAAUCCUUCGUUCCAGCGUUGCGAAUAUAGGGCGAGGUUUGUACAUGAGAUGCCCUGGGCACAAAACACUCUCGGUGUCUACAAUUGACCCCCACCACACUCGGUGUAUCUUGAGUGAGGUCCGACGCUAGGUUGGUGGAGUGGAAUGGAAGCCCCUAUUCGCAGCCGUUUUGUGGACAAGCUCCUGCAACUGCUGUAGGGGUUAAUGAGAAUGUCUGGUGCGGUAUUUGCGUUGGUGUGAGGCAUGUCUCGCGUCGAAGGCGGUCGGGGUACGAUGAGAGGUAUAGUCAGGCAUAUCGCAAGCUACAACAGCAGCGAGGGUGUAGUAUAGGCAGCUGACGGGCGGCGCUGGUCUCUGGUAUCCACCGUUGCACGCGACGCCGUUCGACAAGACGCGCGAUUUCAGGGGGCCCGUGACGGUUGAACGCUGAAAACGGGGGAGGGGGGGACGGCUUCGUGGUGCAUGGCACUCGUGAACUGAAACAAUCCACGAUGGGCUUCGUCAUCUUCAACAAUCCGCGAUGGGAUUCGUCAGCUCUUGGAACCAACAAUGAACUUCCUCUGUACUCCGUGAUGUGUCUCUGUCGGCACGUGUGCGAUACAGUAGUGAUUGCAUGCUUCGUGGUCGGUCCGGUGCUCGAUUUUUUUGUGUUAGUAGUGGCGAGCGUGUGGUCGUUGUUGGUUGUUUUGGUUGCCGCGUGGCCCCAACGCGGUUGUUAUUAAGCGUUCCUGCUCUUUCAGCAUUUACCGUCUGAGCAAAGCGAAGACAAUGAACCGAAGAACUGUCGGCUUUUUUGCCUGCCGUCGUUUGUUUUUGGCCGCUUCACGCAUUCAAUGCCUUCGACGGGACGUUCGACAAGGUUGAAGCUGGUAGCGGUGAGGAUUGGUUUCAACCACGAAUUUCGCGCCCAACCCAUCAGGCUACACGCCAAUAUUGUCCCUGACUGCCCGUCAACCUCCAAGGGUUGCGCUUAUCCCCCCCCCCUCCGGUGAGUCAGAUGUUUGCCAUCGGGAUUGGGUUUUCGUCGCGUGGCAACGACGUUGUAAAACAAGCCAAUUCACUUCGUGAACUCGGCAACCAGGUUACCGUUAUUUUUUUUUUUGGCGGUAACCAUAAUGGUGGUCGAGUAGAUCAUGUUGUGCGGGGUGGAGAACCCUCGCUCCGCGCAAGGGGGAUGAUCUCACCACGUUGUGUUAAAUGGUCAGGCACCCUCGAGGCAGUUACACAGUGCUUACAACUGUCGCUGGAAGUGAAAGCACCAGAAAAUAAAUUAAGUCAUGCGCAGCUGUCAUCCGUACGCAAGGAAGUAAGCACAAGAUGCCGAACACCCUUAGCAGUAUGCAGCGCACCCUUCAUGCGACUCGCCGAAUAUCUCACGGCGCUUCGCGCUUGGUGAUGUGAGAGCCUGGUCCGGUGAGAACCCGGCGUGCUCCGUCCCGGCUUUGUAGGGAUGCGAGGUCAAUGGUCUAACGACUACGGCAUGCACGACUUUGAGUACAACCCCCCCCCCCGGUGAGUCAGAGUGGAGUUUCGAGUUUCGAAUCAAAGAUUCGGAGUGGAAUCAGGACAACAAAAGCCACGCCGACGUAUGUCACACAUGUCUACUGUACUCUGUGCCGCGGUGUUUGCCAUCGGGGUUAGUGUUUCGUCGCUUGGCAACGAUGUUGUCAAACAAAGCCAAUUCACUUCGUGAACUCGGCAACCCGGUUACUGUUUUUUUGUUACCUUCGUUCUUUUUUUUCGGCGGUAACCAUAAUGGUGGUCGAGUAGAUCAUGUUGUGCGGGGUCGGGAACCCUCACUCCGCGCAAGGGGGAUGAUCGCAUCACGUCGUGUUAAAAUGGCCAAGCACCCUCGAGGCAGUUACACAGUGCUUAGAGAUGGCACAUCAGCCGCACAUACUCCGCACAUAUGCAUACCAAACUGAGAAUAUGUUUGUAAACUGAUGGAGAUUGCAUGUCCUACAACUAAUAGGGUGCGACACACAAAACGCCCGACUACCCAACAGUACCCAACACCUUUCGUCUGCACCUUCCCAACAUAACAUAUAUGAGACACACAAGACAGCUACCAAACUGAUUUGUUGAGCCUGUUACCCACAGGGGAGAUGUCCCUAUAUAUAUGCU